Messenger RNA from Neurospora tetrasperma FGSC 2508, 1239 nucleotides. RefSeq lists its product as uncharacterized. Gene Ontology annotation, cellular component: eukaryotic translation initiation factor 2B complex. Gene Ontology annotation, molecular function: translation initiation factor activity; guanyl-nucleotide exchange factor activity. Lineage: Eukaryota; Fungi; Ascomycota; Sordariomycetes; Sordariales; Sordariaceae. The record is from RefSeq and is a predicted model, not a curated record. The transcript has 3 exons. Gene Ontology annotation, biological process: translational initiation. Bases 1 to 1239 code for a protein of 412 amino acids.
AUGGCGCCGUCGCAAAUGAGCUAUGCCCCCACGUUGGGCAAGCUCCUCAAGUCUCUCAACACUCAGCCCUUGGAGGCUUCUAUCGAGGCUCUGAUCUACCUCCUAAAACGUCGCCAAGUCAAGGGCGAUGAUGUCGCCAAUGCCACAGCCCAUAUGCUGCUCCAGGUCGUCGCCAACUCUAAGUGGCAGAACGUCGACCAGCUGCUUGCAAAGGUCUCCAACACCGGCCACAGACUCGCCCAAGCUGCUCCCACUGAGCAAGUCAUCGGCAACGUUGUCCGCCGAGUAAUGGGUCUUAUUCGUGAUGAGGCUUCCGAGGACAGAAAUGCCGACGAGAUGGGCGACUCAGUAUCCGACCUCUCCCAGCUGCCCACAACGCCCACCAUUUCCACAAGGCCAGGCCCCACGCCCCUCCGCGCCGCGACUCUCCCCAUGUCCAAGUCGAUGUUCAACCUUCUCUGCGUCUCAGAGACCGUCCAAUCGCCAGUCACCGGCGCAUCCACCCCCAUGUCCCAGGGCGCAUCUGCCAACAUGCAUGCCCUACGGUCCGAAGUUAUCGAUGGCAUCGAAGAGAUUAUGGAUGAGAUCAGCCAGGCGGACGACCAGAUUGCGGGUUUCGCGGACAUCCAAAUUCACCCCGGCGAUUACGUGCUCGCCUACCUCCCCUCCCCAACAGUCGAGAGGUUCCUCGUCAAAGCCGCAGCAAAGAGGAGGUUUACCGUUUUCCUCGCCAGCGCUGAGCGUCAAAAACCCGGCGAGGUGCCCCAUGCUGCCCUACGGAAGAAGCUCAACGGUCUCGGGGUCAACACCAUCAGCCUGGCUAGCAACGGCUUGAUGGCCUAUAUGCCUAGGGUGAACAAGGUUGUUAUCAGCGCCAAGGCCGUAUAUGCGAACGGCGGUAUUUCCACAGAGAGUGGGUGCAGUACUGCUGCCAGGGCGGCGCAGGAGUACUCCAAGCCUGUUAUCGUUCUAAGCGGUGUUUACAAGUUCUGCCCCGUAGAUCCGUCGGACGAUGGGACCGAGUUCGAGCAGGGCGAUUCUUCGACGUAUGUCGACUAUGCCGACGGUGAGGCAGUCGAUGCCCUCGAGGUAGAGAACAUCGUGGGCGAGUACCUGCCACCCCAAUACGUCGAUGUAUACCUAACAAACCUUGGCCCCCAAACACGAGAUCAUCUUGCCACCAUCAUGGCCGACCAUUACAAGCUCGAAGAUAUGGGCUUGUCUUUGCAUCUGCCUUAA